AAAGACUUUAACAUGAGCAGUGAAGAUUACAGUUUAGAGAACCUGAUCUCCAGAAAAAAAAGGCGAAAGAACCGAGAAAGGAAGAAUGAAGACUUAGAAAAAUUGUUUGCUGAGCUUCAGAAAACGCCAGACGAAAUGUACGAUUCUCCUGUGAAUGCUGACUAUAAACUCGAAGGAAAUGAAGAACAAAAAUCUAUGGAUAUGAAGGGAGCUGUUGAAACGGCGCAAAGGUAUCUGGAACGGGAGAAGAGCGACAGACUUGCACAGAUAUUAGAAGAAGAUGAAGAUGUAACUAGUGAGAAAAAUUAUAAUUAUUUUGGAAGUGGUAUCAAGCCAUUUCCACCUAUCGUUUUAUCAGACGAAAUAUCGACCUUUCAGCCGGCAUCAACGAAGAAAAUUGUAUAUACUAAGAUCUAUAAUCUUGCCAACGACCGUCUUGGAAGAAGGCAACUUAUAUCGGAUGGAUGGCUGUCACAUUAUCAUAGGAGAGGUCUGGACUAUCCUUUGUCUGUAUAUAGAUGGCUGUUUCAAAUUGCUGCGUAUGAAAGUGAUCUCGACCAAUGCAACGGCGCGAAGCAGACCAUGUUAUCUUUAUGGAAAAGUUUGAAUUCUCAAGACUUCACUGUGGAUCAGAUGGUCGUCAAAGGAGAAAGUCAGUGUGCUAUACCGUGGCAAGAUUUCGAACAGGUUUUAAAGGCUUAUGGUGCAGCUGAAUCGGAGAUUGCUUGGGCACGACUGAUAAUAGAAGAAGAUGAUACCUGCCAACCAACUUUAAUGGAGGAUGUUCGCAACUCAUACACUAAUGCAAGUGAAAAGUCGCGCAAUCCUUCGUUUCCCAUUUCGAAUGCUCGAUACAUUGUACAUUUGUUUGGUCAAUCAAUAUGGCAAAGUCAAUCGAGCUAUAGUCCCAGUAUAUUGAGCUACGUCACUUUGUUACUCAUUCAAAUGUCGAUGGAUGAACGCUGUGAAGCUAUACUGCCCGACAUUGAAACGGCCAUUUGCUGCUGUUUGCAUUCUUACGACCAGAACUUGUGGAAGAAAGAGGUGGACAAUAUGGUGGCUUUGUUAUCGUCUCGAAUUUUGAUUGGGGAUAUCCAAGUAAAGUCAUUGAAUACACUCAAAAGUGUUUCAGAGAGGAGUGAUUAUUUCAGAAGAACUUUGGCUUUGAGCUAUGUGUUGAGUGGGGCUCCAACAGGAGAUCAGGCCAACCUUAAUCAGGCUUACGGCUCUUCAGCACCUUGUACUCCGCAGUCUAACUACAGUGAAGAUAUGCAAUCCAGCAACGGUUCUACACCAGCUUUAUCUGAAGUUCAAAAUGGCCUAUAUCCUAUCUCUAUCGAUUACCAAAUUGAACCUCUGAUACGAUCAAGGCAAUUGCUUGGUCUUAGUUCUGACCAACUGGACGCACACAAGCUAACUUGUACCAUAAAUCUUUUAUCUGUUUGUAUUGGAGACGAUGAAGGAGAAAUCAAAAGCCAAAGGUCAUCGGUGGAAAAGAUUAUACGUUCCCUGCAGCAUAUAGCCAAAAGAAUUGGUCUAGGAGGUAAAGUUGGGUCACUUGACCGAACAAUUGCCAGAGAGGUUUUAGAAAGACUCUGGAGUCGAUUAUCAUAUGUUAUCGGAACAAGAUCACAUAGAGCCAUAGAAAAUACUCAUGUUUAAUUGCAAGCGCGUGCUCGUUUCCCAGUGACCCACAGGUUUCAUUGAAUGCAAAGCUUAAUGAGCACUAUUCAAACCCAGACAAAUAUUUGAUUUCUUUUGGUGUGUUUAACGGGGAAAAUACGUUGGCCUUUGAUCUUUGAAUCUGCCUACGUCUUCUUCCAUUCUAACAUAAUUACCAUG
This is a messenger RNA of Umbelopsis ramanniana AG, 1842 nucleotides long. RefSeq lists its product as uncharacterized. Bases 13 to 1662 code for a protein of 549 amino acids. The transcript is spliced from 13 exons. NCBI's taxonomy places the organism in Eukaryota, Fungi, Mucoromycota, Umbelopsidomycetes, Umbelopsidales, Umbelopsidaceae. The record is from RefSeq and is a predicted model, not a curated record.